AUGGGACUAGUGGAUAUUUUGGGGCUUGUGCCUCUUCUCGGUUGUUUUGUACUACUAUGCGGCUGGUCCUACAAAUUUGCAUUCAAUCACGACUUGAUCCGCAACUACUCCAACCCUCACAGCAUCAAAAAGGCCAACGUCAAUCUGGUCAUAGACAGGGAAAUAAACGGCAGAUAUGGGUGCAGCUUGCCCCACGUUGAUGUGGAUGAUGAAUUGGCCGGAGAUAAUACCGCGGAGCCCACUUUCAAGCGCAAAACCAUGGCCGAAACACACCAGGAAAACAUAAACUUGGUUGUGGCAGGGCUCUUUUCUGUCACCACCGCGCUCUCCAUCGAGCUUGUUGGCGUGCUCAUGUUGCAAUUGACAGGGUUGUUUGAGGCCGACUUGGCGUUUUUCCGCUUGGCCAUCCGUGUGUUGGUUUUCCUCGUCACUGUUGUUCAGCCUUUGCUUGUGGUGAGUCUAUACGUGAACCAGGACUUGGUUCCUACUUUCAAGGCGGGUUCGGCUGCAUCGGCAACGCGUGUUGCAUCGACUCUAGGGUUGUAUGUUUUGUGGUAUGUCAUUCUCCACAAGAUGGGCGAGGUGGCCGAUAGUUUAGGCGGAUCGGGCGAUAAGACGUUUAUCGAGCGGAAAACAAACGAGAUCGUGCUCACUGGAAUCACAAUCACUGCCAUUCUAUCUGGUGUUGGUAGCAUCCUGACCCCAUUCGGAAGCUUCUGGGGAGACGAGUCGCUUUUGAAAAGAAAGUCCGCCGGUGGCCAUACGCAAGAAACCCAGCUCAGCAACUUGAUCCAGCAGUACAACACAACAAAACUGCUCAUGCGCAAGCGUGAAGCUGAACUCAACUCGUUGCUUGCAAGCGCUAGCGGAAAAGUAUACAACGAGCCCGAAUCCCGUAUCCGGUCUCUUCGAGGAAGCGGAAAACAGUUGUUCCACAAGGUUCUGUCGUUUGCGUCUCUCUCGAAAUUUGGAUCGAAACCAGAAGACCAAGAACUUCAGGCCGAGAUCUCUACGCUAGCAAAACUCAAGGAGCUGAUUUACAAUGACGUUUCCAAGUCGCUCCAUAAGUUUCUUGUACUGAAAAAUGCCCAACACGGCUCGUGGUGGAGCAUGAGUAACACAGUGAAAGUCUUCAACAUUGCAUUCUCUUUCUACUGUGUUUAUCGAGUACUCAAUGUUUUGUUGGUUCGUUUACCCUACCAUUAUUUGUGGAACUCAGAAAAUAUCCACGAUUCCAUGCGUAACGUUAUCGACGAUAAAGAUUCAAGUGAGCUGCUCAACAAAAAUACCAAAGAUGCAUUGGCUAUCACAGUGGCAAAAAUCCUCCAGUCUGUUGGUUAUUUGCCCAUGUCCGAAACCCAACUCAUCAACCAGGUUAGUUUCAUUCUCUCCGGCUCUCUUUUCGUUUGCUCGUUGCAAAACGUUUUGGUUACGUUUAAGUCUGUUGUUGGACUACUUCCGGCCCCUACAACGUCUGUUUCAAGUUCGGUGAAAAUGUGGCUUAAGAAUUUGUUGGUGAGUGAACUUUUGGCCAUCUACGUUAUUGCCACCGCUCUUCUAAUCCGAUCAAAUCUUCCUGCGGAAACAGCAAACCUGCUUCUGAGAAUACUCUCUCUUUCUACUGCAACAUCUGCCAGCACGACUGGCAUGCAACGCGAAGUCGAGUUUAUAGAUACUUGGUUUGAUAAGGUGUUUGGCUUCACAUGUAUUGGAACGGCCAUUGUCGUUGCUCUGAAACUUUUUAUUGAAAGUGGAAAUGUCUACGACGAUGGAUACGAUGAGGAGAUGUUUAUUGAGGACGGGGCGAUGUUCAAGACUUCAUGA
Molecule: messenger RNA, 1824 nt
Organism: Clavispora lusitaniae ATCC 42720
Lineage: Eukaryota; Fungi; Ascomycota; Pichiomycetes; Serinales; Metschnikowiaceae
Cellular component (GO): membrane
Source: RefSeq, a predicted model, not a curated record